UUUGAGCUGUGUAUUAAAUAUUGGUAAUUGGUUGGAACAAAUAAAAUUCUAAUUACUCUUGACUCUUAAGUAUCUUAACAUGAGCACUUAUUGGGCUUUAUUUCUUUUUCCUGUGCAUGGAAAUAUGGUGCUAGUUCUAAGACAGUGCCACCCUUAUUACAACAUUUUCUUGUAUGGUAGUAGAGAAUCUCAGUCACAUGGUCAAACUGAUAUUGUAUCAUGAAGAAAACUAGAUCUCAAUGUUGUAUUGGAUUGAGCAAGGAGUUACUAUUAUCGUUUUAACGUACUAUGUGCAAGGAAGAUAUGUCCUUGAUUUGUAUAUCUGGCGCAAAAUUGUCUACUAUAGUCCUUAGAGAUACUUAAAAUGGAAAGCCAUUACAGCUAACGAACACAAAAUGGAUUGCAAACUUGUCAUUUGGUUUUGGGCCAAAAAUGCAUUCUUCAGACUUAGGUACUCCCUAAUCUCAGAAAUGCCAUUAGGAAUUUAAGUACAUUAGUGUGGUGACAUGACCGACAUAUAAACCAGAUCACAUCUGGAAUUAGCACUAGGAAGAGGAGUCAGUUUUGUGGAAAAUCUCACUGUUUUGUUCACUAAGUUGCCACUUAGAUGAGAAUACGUAUUUGUAAUUCCUGUUACCCAUGUUUUAAUCAUUCUUGUAACUAAUAUUGAUGUGAAGCUGCAGCUAUCUGUUAACUUAAAAUAUUAGUAUUAUUGUUGUCAUUAUUGAGCCAUCUUGAUUAUUUAUUUGAUUACAAGUACAUGGGAUUUUCUUGUUCUUAAUAUCCUAGUCACUAGUGCCGGUAGAUAUGAGUAGUCAUUGAAGAGUGUCUGUGAGGAACUUCUUUAUAUGCUGAUCAUUAUGAAGUUCUAAUUGUUAAUGUGCCUAUAGUGUAUUCAUGAAAUUCCACAAAUUCUUAUUUGAUUUUGUUAUGCCACAUGUGUACUAUGUAAAUUAUGUUCUCUUGCUAGUUAGUAUUGAUCCUGGAGGUUUCCCUACGCAAUGUGAGCCCAUUUUUAAGAAGAGAGUCUUUAAUUAUUGGGAUAGAAAACCACAAUCCGAUGAGCAAUGGAAACCACAAUCCAUGGGUUCAUCACUGUCUAUUGCAAUGGAUGGUGAUUGAGAGAGAAUAGUACCUGCUAGAACAACAUAUGAUCCCUAUGGUGUCUUUCUCCAUUUCCACCCAUCAUUUCAGUUGCUGGUGAUGAUGCCCUCAAUUAAUUAUGGUUUUUCAUUACCCAUUGGACAUGAGCUCGUCGGCCAGUGGUUCUCAUCAUAGUUCUGAUGGAGGAGAAGGAUCAUUAUCUGGGUUAAACUUGUUCUCGAGGAACAAUUCAAAUGGUGAUAUGAUCUCAGCUUCUGCUUCAAAAAAUGCUAUAACCAGGAGACAAGAUUCGACUGGCUCUCAAAAUGGUUCAAUGAACCAAGCUAAUUAUGGAGAAGAUAUAUACAAUUCAACUGCCUUGUACAACACUUUAACCAGAAGACAAGAUUCAACUGGCUCCCAAAAUGGUUCCAUGAACCAUGCUAAUUAUGGAGAAACUCAACACAAUUCAAGUGCUUCAAUCAACACUUUGGCCAGAAGAAAAGAUUCUACUGGCUCUCAAAAUGGUUCUUUGAACCGGGCUAAUUAUGGAGAAGAUCUGUACAAUUCGAAUUCUUCAUCCUUCAACUCUAAAGGAAUGGGAUCAAUGAGUCGGCUUCAAAAUAAGAUAGAAGAUUUUCCUGGUCAUAGCUCACCCCGUGUUCAUGUUUCUUCUUCUUUGAAAAACUCUGAUUCUUCAAAGGGCUCUUUAGAAGCACCUGAACUUACUGUUGAGGAACUUCGUUCACAAGCUAUGAUGUGGGAGAGGAAUGCUCAUAAACUAGAAUUUGAACUUGAGAGUCAAAGGAAAGCACUUUCUGAUCAAUCAAGGCUCAACACCGAUAUGGAUAUGGAUAACGUAGACCUAAGAGCCGAACGCGACAGUUUAAAACUGGAAAUUGAACAAAUCAAGUCACGGGUACAAGAAUCUACAGAGAAACAGAAAGUUUCUGAUGGAGCUACUCUAAAGGAAUUAAAGGAGGAGAUAAAUUUCCAGAAGAGAUCCAACUCUGACUUGAGUUCACAGCUCAUGAAAACCCAGGAGUCAAAUAUUGAGCUGGUGUCAAUUCUACAAGAACUAGAAGAAACAGUAGAAAAGCAGAAGUUGGAGAUAGAAACACUUUCAGCACAACGUAAUGUGCUGCCAGGUCCUGAAAACUGUGGGUUAUCACAUUUGUCUGUCAAAGUUUCCGAAGAAUCUUCAGAAAAACUGGCUGAAAUUGUAGAGAUAGAGAGAGAGAAAAAGAGAUUAGAAGUCCAGCUGCAAGAGCUGGAAGAUUCAAAAGAACGAUUACAAUCAGUUGUUGAAUCAUUAGAGACAAAGCUUGAGGAGAUGGAUCAAGAAAUUCAGCAAGAAAGGAAAUUGAAGAACCAGACAGUUAUGGAUGUUGAGGAAAAGUGGGCACUCAAAAUGUCUGCUUUGGAAGAUGAGAUUGUCAAGUUACAGACCCAAGUUUCCAAUCUUCUUAGCAUUCAUCCUUCAAGUAAAAUUUCAGGGGAACUAGGCCAUGAUAAGAGUGAUCUGUUCAACGAAAUUGAGUCAUUAAGAAGAAAAGUUCAGGAACUUGAGAAAGAUUGCAGUGAAUUGACAGAUGAAAACUUGGAUCUUAUAGUUAAGUUGAAUGAAGCAAAGAAGGAUGCCAUGAAGCCUGUUGAUAAUAAUGAAACACUACGAGAGGUGUUUUAUGAAUCUGAUUCCCUAUCAACCAGUGUUCCAAAUAAAGGCUCUGAAUCUGAGGUGGGAAUUCUUAAAUCAUAUAUAUUUCACUUGGAGCAGCAGCUGGAGAAAGGUCACAAUAAUGGGUCCGGUGUUGUUGAUCUAGUUGUUAAUAUCCAAAAUGAGGAUUCUAAAUCAAAAUGUCAAUUAAAGGAGGAACUUGAAGAUUUGGUAUUGAAUUUGAGGAAGGAAAAUGAAGGUUUGAAGGAAAGUUAUGAAAAUGCUCUCCGAGACAACAGUAUCACAAGCAAGUGCUUGGAUGAUGUGCGCCAUGAUCUAAGGGUACUCACUAGUAGCCUAGAAUCUCAUGUUUCAGUGAGGAAGUCAUUAGAGAAAAAAUUAUUGGAUUUAGAAAGUGAAAAAGGUGAGUUAGAGGCUCAUUUAUCUGAACUGGAAGAAGAGAAUGUUAAUCUCUCGGAGCGUAUUUCUGGCUUAGAAGCUCAAGUAAGGUAUUUGACGGAAGAGAGGGAGUCUGGUAAAUUAGAGUUACAAAUUUCGAGGUCUCGUGCAGCCAACCUUCAGAGUGACAUAGAGAGGCUAAAACUUGAAAUGGAAAAACAAAUCAAUGAACUGAGGCAGACAUUACAAGAUGGUCAGAAGGAAGCUUCGGAUGCCCAAGAAGAAGUGCAGUACUUAAAGAGAGAGAAAUAUCGGUUGGAAGCCACGUUCGAAGCCCUUGUCAAAGAUUGUGAUUCGCUACAAAAAAUGAAUGUGGACAUGAAGAUGCAGAAAUUGGAGUUGCAUGAGCAUUAUGCUGAGCUAGAGGGAAGACUCAGAAAAAAGUUGCAUGAAUGUUCAUCGUACAUCCCCAAAAUCGAAUAUCUAGAGAUGGGUUUUUCCUCUAUGCAAAGAGAGGUUGCUUCAAAGGACCAAUCAUUCUCUAGAGAUCUAGAAGCAUUCUUUUCAGCAAGCAAGGAACAUAACGAGAAACUAAUGGCUGUUGAAAGUUUGUGUGAUCAGAUGCUUUUGGAAAAGACAAUUGAGGUCGAUCACCUCCGAAGUGAAGUAGAAAGGCUCACUACAGUGAUAUCUUCAACUGAUAAUGAAAGAAGGAUAACAGAAACCAACACAUUACUUGAAGUUUCCAGUUUAAGGGAAGACAAAUUGAAACUGGAAUCUUCUUUAGAAGAAGCCCAUGAGAAGGUGAAAUGGUUAGAAACAGAGCUGUCUAACAUUAGGCAUGAUUCUAGCAGUAGGGCUCAAGAGUUGCUAGGCAUGCUUUCUGAUUCAAAACAGAAAGAAGAAGCAGUAAUGGCUGACUAUGAGCGUAUCAAAACACUGUUGGAUGAAGUAAAAUCUAGUGAUGGAAAUUCCAAAAGAAUGGCAAAUGAAUUAGAGAUUAUGCUUAGAGCUUCUGAAAAUGAGAAACAGAAGCUUAAGGAGGAAUCUGAUGACUUGACGGCCCAAUUGGAAAGAUUAAUUAAUAUUCGGGAUGAAUUUGUGGCUCUUAAAUGCACCCUGGAUGAGAUGAGAUUGGAAAAGAGCAGGAUGGAAGCCUCUCUAAAAUUUCUAUCUACUGGUAACGAACAGAUGAAGGUAGAAAAGCUUGCACUUAUGGAAAAAAUUAGAGAUAUGCAGAAGGCUGUAUCAGAAGGAGAGGAUGCCAAGCAUAGUAAGAUUGCUUUAGAAGAAAAGAUUUUGCGAUUGGAGUGUGAUCUAACUGCCAAGGAUGCAUUAAGUGUUCAUGAAGCUGAGAUGAGGAAUGAACUUGGCAGAAUGAAGAGGGUGAAUAGCCAAUUUCUGAGGAAGAUUCAGUACCUUGAGGAAGAGAAAGAUGGAUACCUAAGAAGAGCUCAAGUUCUUGAAGAGGAACUGAAAUUGGAGGAUAAGGUCAGAAACGAGGAACUAAAUACAGGUGGUUCGAGUACCAAAGACUCGAGUGGAUUAUCUGAACAUGAUGCGAACUAUGUUUAUGGCCUCCUUGAAAGAAUACGUAGCUUAGAGUAUGAGAUGAAAAUGAACGCAGACGAUUACAAGAAGAAAGAAAGACAUCUCAACAUGAAGAUUGAGCAGUUACAAAACUUCCAUCACCAGCCUUCAAUGAACCAACAGAAUUUUGUUGGUCAGUGCGAAAGAGAGGACCACAAUCCCUUAGACGGUUGUAGGCCCCUACCUCAAGAAAUCACAAAAGGUGAUUAUAUUUGCAAUGGCCGAUUUCUAGAAACUGAAUCAGACAAAUUUUCAGAAGAAAACAAGCAGAAUGAUGUCCAGCUUCAGAACUCUUUGCCUGAGGACACCACUAUCAAAAGUUUGGGCGCAUGGAUUGAAUCUGAAAAUGAGCUGGGGGAAAAACAUGGAGACAAGAUGAAGUCUCUUGAGAUGGAAUUGAAGGAUCUUCGUGACCGAUAUCUCCAUAUGAGUUUACGGUUUGCUCAAGUUGAAGUAGAGCGUGAGGAACUAGUCAUGACAGUCAAGAAUCUCAAAAGUGGAAAGAGAUGGUUCUCAUGAACCCCAAUGGGUCUCUCUCUCUCUCUCUCUCUCUCUCUCCACUUUCUCUUUCUCUCUCUCUCUCCUCUCUCUCUCUCAUUUUUUGUAUAUUAAGAAGCAAUAAUAUCUGCCCAUCACUGGAGGGUAGCUUCAUUCUUGGUGCCAGUCCCUGUUUGCGAAAUAAGUGCAGGUAAUAUUGUUAAAAUGUAAAAACAGAAAAUUUCCGAUCAAGCUAUGGCCAGCUAUUUUAUUUUUCA
This is a messenger RNA of Amborella trichopoda, 5484 nucleotides long. RefSeq lists its product as uncharacterized. Lineage: Eukaryota; Viridiplantae; Streptophyta; Magnoliopsida; Amborellales; Amborellaceae. The record is from RefSeq and is a predicted model, not a curated record.